AGCAACAACUUUCCGCAGAACCAACAGCAUUAAAAAAUGGUUAAAUCGCGUACAAAAAAUGAUCCUAGCUAUGAAGGGAGGCUUUCUCUUGCUAUUGAUGCGCUAAAUAACGAAAAAAUCACGAAAUUACGCGACGCCGCACGCACUUUUGACGUAUCUUUAACAACACUGCGAAGGCGCCUGAAGGGCUCAGUUCCAGCGCAUAAUGCCAGUAUUACACGCAGAAAGAUGACCCCUACAGAAGAAGCUGUACUCCGGGGUUGGGUCUUCUCACUAGAGCGCCGUGGCGUUCCGCCUAGGCAGCAUAUGCUCCAUGAAAUGGCAAAUAUUUUGCUAGCUCAAAGAGAUCCUACCAAAAUACCUGAGAAGCGACAACCGGAUCUCAAGGCUAAAUUCGCACGCCGAUUAUCCUAUUCUAGAGCUCUUUGUGAAGAUCCAGUCGUUAUUGGUGGCUUUUUUGAGGAGAUUAAGCAGCUCAAAGAGGAAUAUGGGAUUGCCGAUGAAGAUAUAUACAACUUUGACGAGACAGGGUUCGCCAUGGGGAUCUCUUCUACAGCAAAAGUUAUAUGCAGCUCAGAUCGUUCAGGAAAACCUAGCCUCAUUCAGCCAGGAAAUCGUGAAUGGGUUACUAUUGUUGAGUGCGUUGGAAGCACCGGCACUGUGGUGCCUCCCCUGAUUAUAUUCAAAUCCGGCACCAACAGAGCUGAGUGUUAUACAAGCCCAAAGCUUCCCCCUGAUUGGUCAAUUACGCACUCUCCAAAUGGCUGGACAUCUGAUGAAAUCGGCUUACAGUGGCUAGAAAGGAUAUUUGAGCCAAAAACGAGGCCUCUCACAGUUGGUACCUAUCGGCUUUUGAUACUUGAUGGCCAUAGCAGCCAUUUAACACCGGGAUUUGAUCAGGCAUGUAAAAAUAAUAAUAUUAUUGCAUGUUGCAUGCCUCCUCAUUCAUCUCAUCUUCUUCAGCCUCUAGAUGUAGGGGUGUUUUCAGUGUUGAAGCGCUUGUACGGGGCCGCCGUUGAGAGCCGGAUUCGGAUUGGGAUUUACCAUGUUGAUAAGCUGGAUUUCUUAGAUAUGCUUUACAGCGUACGGAUCCAAACUUAUACCACACAAAAUAUUAAGAGCGGCUUUUCACACACUGGGAUUGUGCCAUAUAAUCCACAAAAAGUCCUAUCUCAGUUGCAAAUUGCUGUCCGGGAGGCUACUCCAGCCUCAAUUCGCCCUAGCACGUCAAGCAGCAGCACCUGGAGCCCAAAAACGCCUUACAAUGCCCGUACGCUAGAAAAACAGGCCAAAUCUGUCAAGAGAUCUCUCAAUAUGGGAGAUUUAGACAGCAAUUCGCCAUCGUGUCCGGCUUUUAACCAGUUGAUCAAGGGAUCCCUUGUAGUGAUGCACCAAGCUGCCAUUUUAGCUAGGGAGAACCAUAACCUACGCGAAGCAAAUGAUAUUUUACAGAAGCGCCGCACUCGCCGUACAAAAGCCCUACAAGCCGAUGGUAUUUUGACAGUCGCUGAAGGCCGAGAGCUUGCUCAGGAGCUUCCUGAAGAGGCUCAACCCCCUCCUCCACCCAACGGGAGCGCGCCUUUGCAGCCAGCUCAACGGGCCCUACCAAGGUGUAGUAAUUGCUGGGAAAUAGGGCAUAAACGCAAUCGCUGUCCAAAUAUAUCUACAUAG
Molecule: messenger RNA, 1671 nt
Organism: Talaromyces stipitatus ATCC 10500
Lineage: Eukaryota; Fungi; Ascomycota; Eurotiomycetes; Eurotiales; Trichocomaceae
Product: pogo transposable element, putative
Exons: 2
Coding region: 37-1671 (544 amino acids)
Cellular component (GO): nucleus
Molecular function (GO): DNA binding
Source: RefSeq, a predicted model, not a curated record